UCUGGAAACCAACACACCAUGUCUCAGGCUUGACACAUUCGGCUUUUGCUUCCUCGCUGGCUUCCUCCAUGGGCGAAAGCGCAGUCACGGUCAUGGCUUCUCUUUCCCAAUCCUCUCCCGUUUCGUCGUUAUCUCCGCCUGAGGUCCCCAUGGAGCUCCACGUGCAGAACCGAGUAAAGCUCGUCCGUGCCCUUCGCGAUCACCUCAUGGCUGCCUCUCAACCUGUCCGUGGUUUCGUUCUUCUUCAGGGCGGUGAAGAGCGGACAAGAUAUUGCACGGAUCAUGCGGAGCUUUUCAGGCAAGAGAGCUAUUUUGCUUAUUUAUUUGGAGUCAGAGAACCGGGUUUCUAUGGGGCCAUUGAUGUUUUAUCAGGGCAGUCAGUUUUGUUUGCACCACGGUUGCCUGCUGAAUAUGCUGUUUGGUUAGGUGAGAUAAAGGCCUUAUCUUACUUUAAGGAAAGAUACAUGGUUGAUAUGACUUACUUUGUAGAUGAGAUAGCACAAGUUCUGUAUGAUUUAGACGGGGAAUCAGGAAAACCUUUACUUUUCCUCUUGCAUGGUUUAAACACUGAUAGCAAAAACUUCUCCAAGCCGGCAGAGUUUAAGGAGAUGGAUAAGUUUGAGACUGAUUUAAUCACUCUUCAUCCGAUAUUGACUGAAUGCCGAGUUUUCAAAUCUAAAUUGGAGCUUGAUCUUAUUCAAUAUGCUAAUGAUGUGAGCUCAGAAGCACAUGUUGAGGUUAUGAGAAGAAUCAGCGCGGACAUGAAAGAAUAUCAGUUGGAGAGCAUCUUUCUUCAUCACAUCUACAUGUAUGGUGGUUGUAGGCACUGUUCAUAUACAUGUAUAUGCGCCACAGGAGAAAACAGUGCUGUUCUUCACUAUGGUCAUGCAGCUGCUCCAAAUGACCGGGCUUUGAAAGAAGGUGACAUUGCAUUGUUUGACAUGGGAGCUGAAUAUCAGUUCUAUGGCUCUGAUAUAACAUGUUCUUUCCCCGUUAGUGGAAAGUUCACUAAUGACCAGGCUGCAAUAUACAAUGCUGUCCUAAAGGCUCAUGAUUCAGUUAUAAAAUCAAUGUCGCCUGGAGUGAGUUGGAUUGACAUGCACAAGCUUGCAGAAAAGAUAAUCCUUGAAUCACUUGAGACUUUCGGAAUCAUUGUUGGUGAUAUUGAUGAAAUGGUGGCAGAAAGGUUAGGUGCUAUUUUCCUGCCUCAUGGUCUUGGACACUUGCUUGGAAUCGACACUCAUGAUCCUGGUGGCUAUACUAAGGGAAUGGAAAGGCCCAAAGAGCCUGGACUGAGUUCUUUAAGAACAAUCAGGGAACUGAAGGAGGGAAUGGUGAUAACUGUGGAGCCAGGGUGCUAUUUCAUUGAUGCUCUUCUAAAUCCUGCUUUGGAGCAUCCAAAUUUGUCGAAAUUCCUUAAAAAGGAAGAACUAGAUAGAUUCAAGAACUUUGGUGGUGUUCGAAUUGAGAGUGAUGUGGUUGUUACAUCCAAUGGCAGCAGGAAUCUUACAAAUGUGCCCCGUCAAACAUGGGAAAUUGAAGCUGUGAUGGCCGGCGAACCAUGGCCUCUGAAGCAGAAACAGCUACCAAAUGGCCUUGCUUAGCACAAUUACAAAGCCCCGGUCACUCGAUCCCGAUGAUGUCUCACCUUCCAUAUCAUAUUUAUCCUUUCAUCUAUCAUCUUUAUCCAUGAUCAGUUUUCAUUAUCAUGCAAAUACGAUUAUUAGAUGACAGACUCCAAAUAACUUAGAACUUUAUUAAUAUCUGUGUAUUAGAUAUGCUAAAUUAUUGUGUUAGGCUACAUUAUGAUUUUAUAAAGCUGUUUUUCUUAUUGUUUAUAGUA
This is a messenger RNA of Dendrobium catenatum, 1843 nucleotides long. Its product is annotated as xaa-Pro dipeptidase. The transcript is spliced from 16 exons. Gene Ontology annotation, molecular function: metalloaminopeptidase activity; manganese ion binding. Bases 69 to 1604 code for a protein of 511 amino acids. NCBI's taxonomy places the organism in Eukaryota, Viridiplantae, Streptophyta, Magnoliopsida, Asparagales, Orchidaceae. The record is from RefSeq and is a predicted model, not a curated record.